GCCCUCAUCUACGUGUCGCGGAAGUAAAUGUCAAAUAUGGUGCUAUGGACUGUACUGAUACAGAGGUAGGAUAAAUAUAUUGCUAGGUAAAAAAGCACUGUACAUCAGCCUGUUAGACACCGUAGGUAUGAUCGAAAUCUCAUUUUGUUCUCUUGAGUUUGCAUAUUCAUUUCAGCUAAUGGAGAACAAGUGCAGUAUCACUUGAAUUGCGAACAUCCUGUACAACUGGAUCUUGCUACUGCUAAAACAGGCAAAGAUAACGCGUAUAAGGAAUGAUGACUUCAGUGUUCAACUGAGGUGAAUCAUCAAAGAGGAAGAACGAUGGACUUUUCUAAAUUCUUGGAUGAUGACUUUGACGUGAAAGACUGGGUCAAUGGGGCCUUUAAGAUGGUCCAGAAAGAUGCUCCUGGCAAGGCAGACGGUCACGCUGCCACACUCGUUAUGAAGCUUCAGCUUUUCAUUCAAGAGGUUAAUAAUUCCAUUGAAGAGAGCAGCAAUCAAGCUCUCCAGAAUAUGCCAAGGGUGCUGCGGGAUGUGGAGUCUCUGAAGCAGGAAGCCUCCUUUCUUAAGGAGCAGAUGGUGAUGGUUAAGGAAGACAUCAGAAAAUUUGAACAGGAUACUGUGCAGUCCAUGCAGGUUCUGGUGGAGAUAGAUCAGGUGAAAUCUCGCAUGCAGCUGGCUGCUGAGGCUCUACAGGAAGCUGACAAGUGGAGUACUCUCAGCGCAGACAUCGAAGAGACCUUCAAGACACAGGACCUGGCUGUGAUCUCCUCCAAGCUGACCAGCAUGCAGAGCAGCUUGGCAAUGCUGGUGGACACGCCCGACUACUCGGAGAAGUGUGUCCAUUUGGAGGCGCUGAAGAACAGACUGGAGGCCUUAGCCAGCCCCCAGAUCGUGGCAACGUUCAGCUCACAGUCAGUCGAACAAGCCAAGCUGUUUGUGAAAGUUUUCACCGAGAUUGAUAGGAUGCCUCAACUCCUGGCUUAUUACUACAAAUGUCACAAGGUGCAGCUGGUGAGCGUGUGGCAGGACCUUUGCCAGAGCGAGCUCCGCCUCAACAAGCAGCUGUCUGAGUUCUACGACACACUGCUGUCUGCCUGGCACACGCAGCUUCAGUGGAGCACUCAGGUGUUCAAGAACCCCUAUGAGGUGGUGACGGUGUUGCUGGUCCAGACGCUGGGGGCCAUGGUCCCCUCCAUCCCCGUCUGCCUCAGCACGGCCAUGGACCAGACCCCCCACGAGGACAAGCUGGAAACCCUACUGGAGCUCUACCAGACUGCGGCCACCUUCGGAAGGAACCUGGAGUCUGCCAUGCUGCCCCACCUUGGUGAGAGCAACCCCUUGAAAGUGAGUGAGCUGGUCACCGCCUUGUACGACCCCUUCAAGGCCUUCCAGCUGCAGUACGCCCAGCUGGAGGAAGCGAAUCUCCUCAUUCAGAUCAGCGCCGUGCCCUUGGAGCGGGGAGAGCUGAUUGACUGCGUUCAGGGGCUGAGUCACUCCGUCGGCAAGCUGUUCAGCCUGGCCGGUUCCGCGGUGGAGCGCUGUGUCAGGCUCACGGACGGCCUGGCCGUGUGCGGCCUGCUCAAGGCGCUGAAGGCUCUCUUCUCCAAGUAUGUGUCUGAUUUCUCCAUUACGCUGCAAUCCAUUCGGAAGAAGUGCAAGCUGGAGGACAGUGGGAAUGCUGCGGUCUUCCAGGAGGACUGGACGGCCUUUCAAAAUUGCGUCAGGAUUAUUGCGACUUGCGGCGAGUUGCUGAGGCAGUGCGGAGCCUAUGAGCAGCAGCUAGCAAACAGGAUCCUCGCAAGCGCGGGGAAGUACCUGUCGGACUCCUACAGCCCCCGCAGCCUGACGGGGAUACAGGAGGCUGGGCCUGCUGAGAGGAAGGCCUCACCCAGGAACCCGUGGCUGGAGUACAACUACCUGCUGAAGGGGAAUGCGGCCGAGUACGCCAGCCUCAUGGAGAUGCUGUACAACCUCAAGGAGAAGGGCACUGGGAACUCCAGUCUGCUGGCCGAACCCAGGGCGGCACUGACCCGCCUCAACCAGCAGGCCAACCAGCUGGCGUUCGACUCGGUCUUCCUUCAGAUCAAACACCAGCUCUGCUUGGUCUCCAGGGUGGAGAGCAGGAGCUCCAGCGGCAUGGGGGAGAGCCUCACGGAGGACCUGCCCACGUUUAGCCUGUCCCCGCUGGAGUACAUCACCAACAUCGGCCAGUACAUCAUGUCCCUGCCCCUGCACUUGGAGCCUUUUGUGACCCAGGAGGACCCGGCACUUGAGCUGGCUCUGCAUGCGGGAAAACUGCCCUUCCCGCCUGAGCAAGGAGAUGAGCUGCCAGAGUUGGACAACACUGCAGAUUACUGGCUGGGCUCCAUUGCCAGGGCGACAAUGCAGACGUACUGCGACGCCAUCCUGCAGAUCCCCGAGCUCAGUCCCCACGCCACCAAGCAGCUAGCCACAGAUAUAGACUACCUGAGCAACGUGAUGGACGCCCUGGGAAUGCAGCCUUCCCGGACCCUGCAGCAGAUCGCCACUCUGCUGAAGGCCAAGCCCGAGGAGUACAGGCAGACCUCCAAGCUGCAGUCCCGCAGACUCGCCGCUACGGUCGCUGCCAUGAGGGGCCUGGAGUACUGAAGGCCGGCCUUCCGGCAGUACACAGGCGUGCUCGAGUGCUCCGUCUGCACCUGGCUCGUCACGCAGCAGGGCAAACCUUUUUUUAAAUUAAUUAAUGAUAAUGAGAAAGCGCCACAUUCUGUCGCUCCCUGCUGCCUCCAGGGAAUGUUUUCACACGGUGCUCUCAGCAGAAACUGAGGCUGAAACUACUUCUGUCACCGUUUCCUGUGUGAGACCUGGCUCAGCUCAGCGCUGAAAGAUUCUGCGUGACAUUAAAUGCAUCACUUUCCUUUAUCUGUGUACUGCUGUUUGCUGUCAUGGCCACCUCACUUUGAUCUGGCAAACAGGAAUGAAAGGAUUGUCCUCACCCACCCAGUGUGGGACCUUUUACAUAUUUACACAUCAUCAAGGCAUCACCAUUUUUUCUGAAAUGUAUACUAAUUUCCAAUGACUUCACUCUUAAUAAAAGUGCUUAUGGAAUAGUU
Messenger RNA from Brienomyrus brachyistius, 3095 nucleotides. RefSeq names its product component of oligomeric golgi complex 7 (gene cog7). Gene Ontology annotation, cellular component: COG complex. The record is from RefSeq and is a predicted model, not a curated record. Gene Ontology annotation, biological process: intracellular protein transport; Golgi organization; retrograde vesicle-mediated transport, Golgi to endoplasmic reticulum. The coding region runs from base 322 to 2631 and encodes 769 amino acids. Lineage: Eukaryota; Metazoa; Chordata; Actinopteri; Osteoglossiformes; Mormyridae. The transcript has 18 exons.